AGGCAACGCAAACGCCUCCCCUCCUGCUCCUCUGCUUUUCCUCUGCUCUCUCUCUGCCUCCAACUGCAAACUCCGUCUCCUACCUCGAGCUCAAUCGCAGCACCAGCAACAGUAGAAGGAGAAGAGAAGGAUGGAGGUGGAGAUGAUGGAGGACGACGUGUUCUUCGCCGAGCUCAGCAAGCGGAUAUCGCUCCUCAUCACCGACGACGACGAGUCGACCGACUUCGGCGCCGGUCACUUCCCCGGAGCCAGAGCCGCCGCCGCCGCCGCGCCCAUCCCGGGAUUCUCGCUCGCCCAUGUGCCGAUGGGCGCGUCGAUGGUGGCGCCACCGGCCUACACGUUGUACCACCACGCCGCCAGCUACAACAGCAUCGGCGCCGGCGGCGACAGCGCCGCCGUCCGGGCGUGGCAGCAGCAGCAGUGCGGCAGCAAGGGCACCGGCGUGUUCAUCCCCCGGUCGUCGCCGGGAUCCGUUCACCCCAAGAAGAAGGGCAAGAGCAAGGGCAACGUGCACAAGGCGGUACGGGCCCAAACGGCGCCGGCGAAGAAACAAUCCUCUCACAAAUGAAAAAAAAAAACAAAGAAGGAAAAAAAAAAGGCACAACUAACUCCAAUUGCAGUGCUGAAUUGUCAGUGGAAUUAAAUUAAUUAUGUACUAUAAAUAUAUUGAUAAAUAACCAGUUGCUCCCCAUGGCCAACGUGUGAUGGGCAGCAACCGGGGCACCACCACAACACCAACCAAGUUACUGCUAGGGUUGCUGUUUGUGUAUAAUAGUAAAGCUGGUGUCCGUGAAGUGGUGCCAUGCGGUUUUUCUUUUCUCUUUCUCUCUCUCCUUGGCUUUUAAUAAUUCAAUUUAUUAUUUAUUAUUUUUUGUAUUUCCUUUUCUCUGUCACAACACUUUUGUAAGAUGGAAUAUAUAGAUUGGUGUAGUAGCAGUACUACUGUACUAAUUUAAUUAAGCAAUUAAGGAAUGGAAUGGAACCAGUGAUGAUUGG
Messenger RNA from Oryza brachyantha (malo sina), 996 nucleotides. RefSeq lists its product as uncharacterized. Lineage: Eukaryota; Viridiplantae; Streptophyta; Magnoliopsida; Poales; Poaceae. The record is from RefSeq and is a predicted model, not a curated record. The transcript has 2 exons. The coding region runs from base 131 to 568 and encodes 145 amino acids.